UCCUGAAUACAGUUCAUCUUGGGCAGGAGCCCAGAGGCGGUUCCGGCCCCCUCCCUCGGGCCUGAGGAGAAGCUGGGAGAAGGCACGCACGAGAAGAGCAGGAGGUGACUUCCCUCCCUCUGGGGUCUCCAGCAGCAGCGGCAGGAAGGGCGUAGGGGACCGCGAGACAAAGAGCGCGCAGCCACCGCCUUUGUCCGCGCGGCCCCUUUAAGAAGCGCGCCCCCAGCUUCCAACCCGCCUUGUAUGCAAAUUUGGCGGCCUGGCGGGAGCGCGCGGCUGAUACCCGGGGACUGGGCUGCGGCGGUUAGUCCUCUCCCGGCCGCCGUCGCCUCCGACAUAUUGCCCGCAGGAGCUGCGGCGGCGGAGCGGAGAGCGCCGGGGGGAGGAGAUGGGAGGACGAAGAGGUCCCAACAGGACAUCCUACUGUCGAAAUCCUCUGUGUGAGCCAGGAUCCUCAGGAGGCUCUGGUGGGGGCCAUACUUCCAGCGCGUCAGUCACUAGUGUCCGUUCUCGCACCAGGAGCAGUUCCGGCACUGGCCUCUCCAGCCCACCACUGGCCACCCAGACAGUUGUGCCCCUCCAGCACUGCAAGAUCCCCGAGUUGCCUGUCCAGGCCAGCAUUCUGUUUGAGUUGCAACUCUUCUUCUGCCAGCUCAUAGCCCUCUUUGUCCACUAUAUCAACAUCUACAAGACAGUGUGGUGGUAUCCACCCUCCCACCCACCCUCCCACACCUCCCUGAAUUUCCACCUGAUCGACUUCAACUUGCUGAUGGUGACCACCAUCGUUCUGGGCCGCCGCUUCAUUGGGUCCAUCGUGAAGGAGGCUUCUCAGAGGGGGAAGGUCUCCCUCUUUCGCUCCGUCCUGCUGUUCCUCACCCGCUUCACCGUUCUCACGGCAACAGGCUGGAGUCUGUGCCGCUCCCUCAUCCACCUCUUCAGGACCUACUCCUUCCUGAACCUCCUGUUCCUCUGCUAUCCGUUUGGGAUGUACAUUCCGUUCCUGCAGCUGAACUGUGACCUCCGCAAGACGAAUCUCUUCAGCCACAUGGCCUCCAUGGGUCCCCGGGAGGCGGUGAGUGGCCUGGCGCGGAGCCGGGACUACCUGCUGACACUGCGGGAGACAUGGAAGCAGCACACGCGGCAGUUGUAUGGGCCGGACGCUAUGCCCACCCACGCCUGCUGCCUGUCCCCCAGUCUCAUCCGCAGCGAGGUGGAGUUCCUCAAGAUGGACUUCAACUGGCGCAUGAAGGAAGUGCUGGUCAGCUCCAUGCUGAGCGCCUACUAUGUGGCCUUUGUGCCUGUCUGGUUCGUGAAGAACACGCAUUACUAUGACAAGCGCUGGUCCUGUGAGCUCUUCCUGCUGGUGUCCAUCAGCACCUCGGUGAUCCUCAUGCAGCACCUGCUGCCCGCCAGCUACUGCGACCUCCUGCACAAGGCCGCUGCCCACCUGGGCUGCUGGCAGAAGGUGGACCCAGCACUGUGCUCCAAUGUGCUGCAGCACCCGUUACCCUCGUUUUCCUGCCUGUAUCCCCCCAUUAAACUGGAAGCCCCUCCAGCCUGGGCCCUUCUGAAUCGCAUCUGAGCCUCGGGCCCAACACAGAUGUGGCAGAGAAGAGGUCCCUAGGACAGGUUUGUAGAGGUAGGUCCCUCAAGUAGGUUCCUCAAGAAGCAGAGAUGCAAAGGGAGGCUGCAGAGACGCCUGGCUCGCUCAGUCCGUAGAGCCCGUGACUCUUGAUCUAGGGUUGUGAGUUCGAGCCCCACAUUGGGCAAAGAGAUCACUUUAGAUAGAUGGAUGGAUAGAUGGAUGGAAAGUAGCUAAGUGCCUAGCAUGGUCCAUGGAACAUUAUAGGAGGUGCUAUUUACAGACAUUCCUUCUUUUAGCUUGGGGCUUAUUCAUUUCCCCAGGUCCUCAGACACAGCCCCAGAAGGGUCCCUGGGCUGCUGCUGAGAGUCAGGGCCAGUAAGAAUGUUACAUUUUCUUAUCAGUAGUAAUUUUUUUCUUCCUUUUUCCUGGUGUUCCAGGAAGUGAUACAUGAGUGUCAGGCAAACAGGUGGCCUUUUUGGGGUUUUGCUUUCUGGUGUAUAAAACAGGGAAGCUAUUACCGUUCUCCCGAGGGCAAGGUUAAGUAAGAUAACUUAGAGAACCGUGGUCAGGAGCAUAAACUUUGGGGUCAAACAGCCCUCCAUACUAGUCAGGGUCCCUCCCAGUCUCGGUCCAAAUGGUCAAAGAAAGAGGAUAGACAUUGCCAAAUGGGGCUAAAGGGGACUCGGCUUAGCUUUGGCCUCUGAGGAGAGGGAGGAGCAGAGAGGUAGAAUAUAGGUGAACAUAAGGAGAAACCUGUCCACAGCUCACCAUGGUUCACAGAGAAGACCCAGGCUCCUUCGCAUGGCUUCCCAGCUGCUGAAGUGGGUUGUGCCAGCCUUUUCUGCCUCCUCUCUUCCCAUCCUUCCCCACUUACACUCUACUCUAGCCAGACCAGGCCACUUUGGGUCCUCAAAUUCUGUAUGCGUGUUUGUAUCCAGGCUUUGGCACAUGAUGCUUCUUUUGCCUGGAACAUGUUUUCCACCUUUCUUCUCCUGAUUAAUUGCUAUGCCCCCUUUAGCAGUUCGCUUCUUCCGGGAACACUUUCCUCACCAGCCAGGAUGGGUUCCGUGCCCACUGCCCCAUGCUCCCCAGGAUCAUCACAUAUCACAAUCAUUGCACCUAACACUUUCUGCUCUGUUUGCCUAGUUACUUGCCUGUUAUUCCAGGACUAAAGCUCCUGGAGGUCAGGGUCCUUGGCUGUCAAGCGCUCCCCGUUUCAUUCCUGGCAGAGUGCCUGGCUUAUCAUAGGUUUAUGGUAAAUUUUUGUGGUUUGUGUCUAGUCUUUUUUUAAGAUAAAAUUUAUGUAUGGUGAAAUGCACAAGUUUUUUUUUUAAUUUAAUU
Molecule: messenger RNA, 2926 nt
Organism: Mustela erminea (ermine)
Lineage: Eukaryota; Metazoa; Chordata; Mammalia; Carnivora; Mustelidae
Gene: TMEM39B
Product: transmembrane protein 39B
Exons: 8
Coding region: 389-1582 (397 amino acids)
Cellular component (GO): membrane
Source: RefSeq, a predicted model, not a curated record